Messenger RNA from Ambispora gerdemannii, 348 nucleotides. NCBI's taxonomy places the organism in Eukaryota, Fungi, Glomeromycota, Glomeromycetes, Archaeosporales, Ambisporaceae. The record is from the annotation of a GenBank genome assembly.
AUGUCAUUAAAAAGUUCCUUCAUUAUCGAUAAUACCGACGGCGAAUCUCUACUUUACGAUGAUAUAUUUUUUAGCGCUACCACCAAACAUUUAAUCAUCAAAAAGUAUUAUUUUCCAAUCGGAACAUCGAAAUAUAUCCCUUUAACCGAGAUCACUUCAGUUGUCACUGAUCAGGAAUAUCCACUUAGAUGGUGGCAAGUUAAACCUAAUUUAAUUGGACCAAUCACGAUAGAAGACAAAUUUUCAUCACAUGUGGAACAAAAGAAAAGCUCCCUUCAUCUUAAAGGGUUGUGUGCUGAAGACAACGACAAUAACGAAAAGGACAAAAACGAAGAGAAGGAAGCGUGA